Messenger RNA from Nothobranchius furzeri (turquoise killifish), 3067 nucleotides. RefSeq names its product phosphatidylinositol-4-phosphate 5-kinase, type I, beta b (gene pip5k1bb). Lineage: Eukaryota; Metazoa; Chordata; Actinopteri; Cyprinodontiformes; Nothobranchiidae. The record is from RefSeq and is a predicted model, not a curated record. Gene Ontology annotation, biological process: phosphatidylinositol phosphate biosynthetic process. Gene Ontology annotation, cellular component: plasma membrane. Gene Ontology annotation, molecular function: 1-phosphatidylinositol-4-phosphate 5-kinase activity.
CUGAGACGCAAAUCCAGACCAGAGACAGGAGCAGACAGCUCAGAAGCCCUGAGGGUUGCUGCUGCACUCAACAGAGGAGGAACUCCUCAUCACAACAGCCAGCCUGCGCUGGAGAGAAGUCAGCGUGAAGCGCCUUUCUUCACCGACCGGAGAUCAGCUGUCUGGGGAAAAAAGCUUCUGUGACGCAGGAAAACCUUUCUACAAGACGAGAAGGCGACCAGUUCACUGAUUCAGCCCGGAAAACCACAGGCUUCCCUGAUGAUUGCUCAAUCUAAAAACUCAGAGGAGUUGCCCUGACUGCUGUUCAUCCAGCAACAUCAGUAUCAUCAUAACCACGAUGUCAACCACAACUGAAAAUGGAAUGGGAGGACCUCGGGGCAGAGAGAAAACAUACAAGAAGACCACGUCGUCGGCCCUAAAAGGAGCCAUUCAGCUCGGGAUCGGCUACACGGUGGGAAACCUGACCUCAAAGCCGGACAGAGAUGUGCUUAUGCAGGACUUCUAUGUGGUGGAGAGCGUCUUUCUGCCCAGUGAGGGGAGCAACUUGACCCCAGCUCAUCACUACCCUGACUUCCGCUUCAAGACCUACGCCCCCCUGGCCUUCCGCUACUUCAGAGAUCUGUUUGGCAUCAAACCCGACGACUACCUUUACUCCCUCGUAAACGAGCCUCUGAUCGAGCUGACCAACCCGGGUGCCAGCGGCUCUCUCUUUUACCUAACCAGCGACGAUGAGUUCAUCAUUAAAACCGUGCAGCACAAAGAGGCCAAGUUUCUGCAGCGGCUGCUGCCUGGUUACUACAUGAACCUGAACCAGAACCCGCGCACGCUUCUGCCAAAGUUUUACGGCCUGUAUUGCAUCCAGUCUGGUGGCAUCAACAUCCGACUGGUGGUAAUGAACAACGUUCUGCCUCGCUCGGUCAAAAUGCACUACAAGUACGAUCUGAAGGGCUCCACCUACAAGAGGCGAGCAUCCAGGAAGGAGAGGGAGAAAUCCUGUCCGACCUACAAAGACCUGGACUUCCAGGACAUGCACGAGGAGGGGCUCCACUUCGACACGGAGACCUUCAACAACAUAAUGAAGACCCUGCAGAGAGACUGUCGGGUGCUGGAAAGUUUUAAGAUCAUGGACUACAGCCUGCUGCUGGGAGUGCACGUCCUGGAUCACAGGGAGGGGGGUGAGUUGGGCCAAGCCGGGGGAGACGGCAGGAGACCUGUAGGUCAGAGGGUGCUUUACUCCACCGCCAUGGAGUCUAUUCAAGGAGACGGCAAGGCUGCAGAGGCUGUUACCACUGACGACACGAUGGGCGGCAUCCCGGCAAAAACGCACAAAGAUGAAAAGCUGCUCAUUUACUUGGGGAUCAUAGACAUCCUGCAGUCGUACAGAUUCAUUAAAAAGUUGGAACACUCGUGGAAAGCCCUGGUGUACGAUGGAGACUCCGUCUCGGUCCACCGGCCUGGGUUCUACGCCAGCCGCUUCCUAAAGUUCCUGAGCACCCGGGUCUUCAGGAAGAACCAGCCAUUUCGAUUCUCCCCUUCAAAGAGGACUCGCACUUCCAUCCACGCUCUGAAGUCUUCCUCACAGGAGAUCCUUUCAUCGCAGGCUGAUGAGAGGCACGGGGAGGACAGGCGGGACAGACUGGGGGGAGCUCGGAGCCUGGCCAGUUUGGAUGGACAAGUGAUGUCAGAUUCAUACCUGCGCCCAGAUCGGAUUUCUGCCAACCCGUCCUUCUUCGAGGGCUCCUCCGUGGGAACCAUCUCCACCUCCUCCAUAUUUGUAAACGUAGACAACCGAACAGAAGACAGAGACGACGUUGCGUCCAGCUCUACCUUCACGCUGGAGGACAGCGCUAUCUGUCUCACGUCGGAGCAGAGCACCGUGGAUGUGGACAUGGAUCGCGAUGAUGGAUCUGUCCUCGAUGUUUACUUGUGAGAAAAAUCCUCCAUCUUCUUCUGUGAGACACAUAAGACAAUCACCACCCUCCAUCAGUCACGCCAGCCUGGCGUCUCCACCCCAUGUCCUGCUACAACCACGUUGCCACUUGUAUUCGCCAAUCCCCACUGGUUGCUGGAGCCCGACAGAGUUGUGGUGACGUGUUGGUAUACGUAGCUUGCUGAACUUCAGGUUUUUCAAGCGUCCAUCAUCAGCACCAUCUAGUUUUGAACACCUCUAAAGGUCUGAAGAGGGAAAUCGAAAGCAUUUCCUGUUUGAGAGGCCAGACACACACCACACAUUUCUGACGAGCAGAAAGACGUUUAAAAUUUGCAGCCGCUGUAGCUGCUGACGAGAAAUGUUUACAAUAAAUUCAUGGUGGCAUCUUCGUCCCCUGAUGUAGAGGGACACAAUGCAGAGGACACCUGGUUGCCACAGCCACCAAGAACGAAGAGGGGACGUGCUUGAAUGCUCGAUUCUGAUGCUAAAGAGGCCAAACACAUUCUGUGAUGUGGCCAAGUUUUUCUAAUGAGGCAGUUUUUCUUUUUCUUUUUUUGUCGUUUGUUCUGCCAACAGGACAAACUGAUGCUCCAAAUGAGGAAAGACGGUUACUGGAUCCUUUAGAGCGGAGAGACAAUGCACUUGCGCUUGAUUUAAAAACAUACAGCACUUUUGACACUAGUUCGGAUUUAUUCCAAAAGAUAUUUGUACUUUACGGAUGCUGCUAUGGCGGGUGGGUUACCUGACAUGAGCACAGAUUUGGAUGUGUGAACAUGCACUUUCCCCCCCGCCCUUUUUUCUCCACAAAUGCACAUUUCUGUUUCGUCGACCUGUUGAGACAAUGAAGGAACACUGUAGCUUAUUUCUGACCAGUUUUGUGAAACUUUUUUGUGGAGACUGAAGAUGCUUUCACUCAGGAGAUCCUCUGAAACUGAACGGUUAUGAGACUCGCAUCUUACAGCUUCUUUAUCGGGAACUAUCCAACUCUAGACGUUCAACUCAGUUAAAACUGUAACUUAUGUAAUUCAACAUUUUACCAUUUUCUGAAAAAUGGCUUCAAUCACUGAAUGUAAAACCAAUGCAUAUUUAUAUUCUGUAUAGAAGAGCUUCCUAUAAAUAAAGAGAAUUUCAUCAGCA